Molecule: messenger RNA, 1628 nt
Organism: Ctenocephalides felis (cat flea)
Lineage: Eukaryota; Metazoa; Arthropoda; Insecta; Siphonaptera; Pulicidae
Product: trifunctional enzyme subunit beta, mitochondrial-like
Exons: 8
Coding region: 1-1440 (479 amino acids)
Biological process (GO): fatty acid beta-oxidation
Molecular function (GO): acyltransferase activity, transferring groups other than amino-acyl groups
Source: RefSeq, a predicted model, not a curated record
AUGGAUCCCGCAGUGUCGUGGUUUCAACGCGAACAAGACUGUCCCGCUAAACUCAUCUGGCUAGGCAUUUGGGAAUCGCAACGAACAUAUAUGGAAGAUACACAACUAACCGCAUUGCCUAUGUUGGACUCACCGUGUAAGGAAUUUAUUCCGAUAGGAGAUUUGGAUAAUAACGGUGAGAGAGCUUAUUAUAAUCCAUCGAGGAGGAAAAUGGUCGAAAAUCGCGCCAGCACUUACAAUAUGAAUAAACAUCAUUCCCGGUUGAUUGGAAAAUAUGGCGGCUGUCCCUGGCGGGUGGAGGGCCAUCAUUACGGCAGAGGCGUAUUCGGAACCUUGUGGAACUCCACAGGUUAUGUUACAUCCUCCACUUGUGAAAUUUCCCACCUUCGUCCUUACCACUCUUUUCAUGAGGAAAUCUUUGAUAAUGCUGCUAUUACAACUGGCAUUGGCCUGAUCAAUAGUGGUGUUUAUGAUGUCAUUGUUGCGGGUGGUGUAGAAUUUAUGUCUGAUGUUCCAAUUAGGUUAAGUAGAAAAUUACGUUCAGUUCUUCUUAGGGCCAAUAAAGCAAAAACUCCAGCACAAAAACUCCAGUUGGCAUCCACAAUUAGACCUAAUUUCUUCAUUCCUGAGUUACCUUCUGUAUCAGAAUUCAGUACUGGCGAAACUAUGGGUCACUCUGCUGAUAGAUUGGCUGCUGCUUUCAAAGCAUCUCGAGAAGAACAAGAUGCAUAUGCUUUGAAAUCUCAUACAUAUGCUAAAAAUGCACAGGAGAAAGGAUAUUUCACAGACAUUGUUCCAUUUCAAGUUCCAGGUGUGUCAAAGAUGGUAGAAACUGACAAUGGUAUUCGUGUCACAUCAUUAGAAAGUCUGGCCAAAUUGAAACCUGCCUUUGUGAAACCCCAUGGCACAAUUACAGCUGCUAAUGCAUCAUUCUUGACUGAUGGUGCUUCAGCUUGCCUCAUUAUGACUGAAGCCAAAGCCAAGGAAUUAGGUUUGACACCAAAAGCUUAUCUAAGAGAAUUUUUGUAUGUUGCCCAAGACCCAGUCGACCAGUUGCUGCUUGGUCCUGCUUAUGUAACACCAAAGAUCUUAGAACGUAGUGGUCUGAGUUUAAAAGACAUAGAUGUCUGGGAAAUGCAUGAAGCUUUUGCUGGUCAAGUUUUAGCAAAUCUUAAGGCCAUGGAUUCUGAUUGGUUUGCACAGAAUUAUAUGGGAAGAAAGGAAAAAGUGGGAAACCCUGAUAUGAAUAAGUUUAAUCAAUGGGGUGGAUCUCUUGCAAUUGGGCAUCCUUUUGCAGCAACAGGUGUACGUUUAGCUAUGCAUACUGCAAAUAGGAUGGUACGUGAAGAUGGUCAAUUUGGUUUAAUAUCUGCAUGUGCUGCAGGUGGACAUGCAGUUGGAAUGAUUCUUGAACGUCAUCCUGAUGCUAAAGCAAACUAAAUUAUAUGUUCAUUGUUUUUUUGUAUUAAAGAUCUUUAGUUAUCAGAUUAAUUAAAAGUCAUUGUUAAUUAUUAAGCAGAGGAUUUUAAGCUAAUAUUAUCCAAAAUGUAACAAAUUUUUAAAUUUUGAUAUUUUAUAAGAGAAAUGUAAAUAGCUAUAUCUUCAUAUUUUAUACCUAUGUAGAAGAU